Molecule: messenger RNA, 2227 nt
Organism: Nematostella vectensis (starlet sea anemone)
Lineage: Eukaryota; Metazoa; Cnidaria; Anthozoa; Actiniaria; Edwardsiidae
Exons: 1
Coding region: 777-1856 (359 amino acids)
Source: RefSeq, a predicted model, not a curated record
UAGAGAUGUUUGGUCGCACGGUCUCAAAACAGCCUAAUUCUCUCCCUGAGUCUAUUCAAAGUCAAAUGCAUGCUUGAGAAAGGGCAUCGUUUGGUAAACGAAGAAGCUCCCCAGCUUUGCCUCUUAUCUUCGGUUCUCCAUCUUGGCACAUCGUUGCGAAAGUCUAUUUGGAUCUUUGGGGGACACUUACGAUUGAAAGAGCUUCAGAGCCUUCAAGAAAAGCAAAAACCGAAGAACUGAUAAACCAUCAAAUAGGAAAAAAGCAAGGAAAAAACAGAUGUAUGCGAGGACGCUUUGGCCGUACCAUCUUUUAAGCUGAAAGAUUUCAAGAAGAAAAAUAUUACAAAAGACCACAGACAUUGCACCUAGGCAACACGAUCGGUGUCACAGCAGAAGACUUCUUCACACAAAAAACUCAUCCAGAAACACAGGGAAAGCGCCAUUUUCACGGUCUGAGGCCAUAAAAGUUUAACUAGAUACAGUGAUAGUAAUAGUAAGUUGAGCGUGGGCGAACGAUAUUCCUUUUUGUUUAUUAGCUACAUUUCACUCAGCUUGGGGUAAUUUUUUCCUGCUGGAAAAAAUAGUAAUUUAUAGUCUUAUAUUUCUUAAGCUAAAUAAUAGCUACCUUCAGAUUCAAUUUAAGAUUUUUUUUUAGACUAGUUGAAAACUUUAGUUUUAGUAGAGAUACGGUAUUGAACGUUUUUGUCAUUUCUAAUUUAAAAUCUUGUUUAUGCAAGCAGUUGAAAAAAAGUAUUUAGAUAUUUUAAAUUUUUAUCAUGGCAAGCAAAGGAAAACCAGAAGUUUCUGAAGAAAAAGAAGAACUACCAAAAUUUCAUCAAAAUUUCUUUACCGUUCCAAACGAACAAGAAGAAGACGCCAUUCCAGAAUUGAAGACAACCAUCCGUGAUCCACAGAAUCAUUAUAUUGAAGUAGAAUUCACUGAGAACUAUAAACAAUCUAAGAAAACAGGAUCUUGCUGCGGUGGCGUACAAAAUGUUUCCCCUCCGCCAUUCAUAAAAGUUGACUUAAACAAAAACAUCGACGUCGACCUUGCUGGUAUCCUGCUAAAGACAAAUGGCAAAGAACAAGGUUUUCUACAUGCUAAAGAGGUUGACGAUGUCAAAUUCAAAUCCUCAAAACCAAAAAAAGACGAAUUGCCUCCCGCGUCACCUGUUGACAAAGAUCUUCUUGAAGACCCCGGGGUCAAACCACUAGCAAACGCUUGGUCCUUCGUGCAGGCCGACGCCAAAACAGACAUCCCAACAACUUAUCAAAUUCCACGUCUCGCAGCUCACGAGCUACCUGUGGUAGGGACCUUCGUACACCAACAUGUCGUCCCAGGCUUCCCUUACCGCGUGCGACUGAAUGGAACCAAGGAAUUCCUCUUUGAGGGAAACCCACUAGUCCUGCAAAGCGUCGGCCAAGGUUAUGGCAAGAGGCUCAGCUUCGAAAGUGAGGACGUGUUGUACAAUGAGAAUUACUUCUGGUCUGAUAGUAACCCAGAGGAGGGGUACGCGUUCUCGAUAUCUCUUUCCCUUGGCGGCCACAAAUACAGCGUACUCGAUCGACAGGGAAAGGCGCUUGGAAAUGUGGAGAUUUUAAAGAAUGGCGAAAAGCAAGUCGUUAAGAAAAAAAGAUUUAAUCCAGUCAGUGUGGAGCUUGAGACCAAAGUUAACUUGCGCACCAAGUUGUGGUUGAAAGAUGCUGGAAAGGAAGCUAGGGAUGUCAAUCUACUUGGGGUUGCCAUAGCGACAAAAUAUGCACGUCAGCCUUGCGCAUGCGUGGAACGCAUCGUCGAUGUUGAGAUCCCCGGAUGUGGGGUUUGCUCUUUUGUGAAGGUAUCACGGAAGAUAUAGUUCUACUUACCUGACUUGAGUAGCCUUUGGUAGCAGUGAAAUUGACUUGAAAAUAUUGCGACAAUUUCAAUAUUUCAAUGAAACAAAACAUGAAAAAAAUAUUAUACUUUUUUUUGUAGAAAAAGGGACAGGGAAAUGGCAUUUUUUAGUGAGUGAGCAUUUAAAAAGUGGAUCGGGACCAUUUUAUAUUCUUAUAGUAAUAUGUACAGUGAUAUUUUUUGCGUAGAAUUUUAUUCUAUUAUUCAAGUAUAAUUUAUUAUUAUAAUCGCCUUUGUUAUUUUGUUUUUAAAUAGUAUUUUCAAUAUGAAAAAGUGUCAUUAGGGUUGUUAGACAAUUAAAAUUGAUUAAAACAUGAAGUGGAUAUAUCUGAA